Procambarus clarkii (red swamp crayfish) is the source of this 5100-nucleotide messenger RNA. The record is from RefSeq and is a predicted model, not a curated record. Lineage: Eukaryota; Metazoa; Arthropoda; Malacostraca; Decapoda; Cambaridae.
AUAUAUAUAUAUAUAUAUUAUAACAGAAUUUGACUAGUCCAAAUACCUUGUAAGAUAUCGGUGUAAAGUACUGUAGUGAUUAGUUGAUUUAGAAGUUCUUUGUCACUAGUUUAUUUUUAUUCUUUGCUUGUUGAUGUUUACAAUAUAAGUUGUGUUGCCCUGGCGGUAAAUCAAUUAUCUCAAACUAGAGAACAAAUUUUUUUGGCGAAUUUGGUUGAUUCUUGACUCACAGAUUAGUUGCGUUAUCACACUCUCCUUGCCUCUCUAUGUUGCUUUGUUUUAUCUUAUGGUUUCUUUAUAUACAUAUAUAUAAUAUUUAUAUUGCAUUUCAACACAUUUCUUUGCGUUUCUUCGUAACUAUAAUGUAUCUGUAUGACUGCUGGUAAGCACCUCGGCCCCCACGAUCUCUACACACUGAACCUAAACCGACAACAACAGACAUAUAUAUAUAUAUACGGUGACACCCCCUUCUCUUACUUUUGUUUCACGCUACAGUUACGUGCGGGCCAAGUCAGGCCAGACUUCCUACACCUUUGUGAUCCCCAUGACGGGCUGUGGCACCAGGACCUUCGACAACGUCGACGACAACGGCAGCACGAGUUUUGAGAACAUGAUUAUGAUCCAGAAUGAAGAGUUCGUGCAGGAAAUGUGGGACACGGCGCGCAAGAUCACCUGCGACUGGGCGACUAGGAUGGAAAAGCUCAUUACUUUCCGACCCUUUGCUGUCGACAUGCUGCAGGCCACAGAAGUGCGGUACUCAGGCGACGAUAUCAUGUGCUGGAUGGACAUUCAACUUGGGAAGGGACCCUUUGCCCAUACUCUCGAUGGUAUCGUUCAAAUUGGCGAAGAACUUGCAAUCGUGAUUUACACUAAGGAUGGAGGAUCGGAAUUUGACAUGCUGGUUAAGAACUGUAUGGCUUAUGAUUCUGAAGAUGUCAACGAUGAGAGGACCACGCGACUUCAGCUGAGUGACGAGCGAGGGUGUCUCCUUCGGCCAAAGCUGAUUACUUACUUCAUUCGGACCAUUGACACAGGAGCGACAGGAGCCGACAUGAUAGCGUUUGCCUCGCUCUAUGCGUUUAAGUUCCCAGAUAAGAUGGAUGUAUAUCUGUCUUGUGAAGUAGAGUUGUGCAAGGGGGAGUGUACGGACAUAUGUGACGAACCAGGAUAUCCCUCAAUAAGAGUAAACAUAAAUGAGACCACCACUACCACCAGCACUACGACUACUCGCCCACCUCCAGACAAUACAUGUCUGAUAGCACCUGGUUCAUCUCAGUGCUGUGCUAGGAAUCCUAAUCAUCCACAAUGUACAACAACUACCACAGAAAGGCCAGAUCCUUGCAUCGGGAGUCCAGGAUCCUUCCAGUGCUGUGCUAAGAAUCCUAAUCAUCCACAAUGUACUACAACUACUUCAACUACCACAGAAAGACCGGAUCCUUGUAUCAGAAGUCCAGGAUCUUUCCAGUGCUGUGCUAGGAAUCCUAAUCAUCCACAAUGUACUACAACUACCACAGAAAGACCAGAUCCUUGUAUCAGAAGUCCAGGAUCCUUCCAGUGCUGUGCUAAGAAUCCUAAUCAUCCACAAUGUACUACAACUACUUCAACUACCACAGAAAGACCAGAUCCUUGUAUCAGAAGUCCAGGAUCCUUCCAGUGCUGUGCUAGGAAUCCAAAUCAUCCUCAAUGUACUACAACUACCACAGAAAGACCGGAUCCUUGCAUCAGGAGUCCAGGAUCCUUCCAGUGCUGUGCUAGGAAUCCAAAUCAUCCUCAAUGUACUACAACUACUUCAACUACCACAGAAAGACCGGAUCCUUGUAUCAGAAGUCCAGGAUCCUUCCAGUGCUGUGCUAGGAAUCCUAAUCAUCCUCAAUGUACUACAACUACUUCAACUACCACAGAAAGACCGGAUCCUUGUAUCAGAAGUCCAGGAUCCUUCCAGUGCUGUGCUAGGAAUCCUAAUCAUCCACAAUGUACUACAACUACUACAACUACCACAGAAAGACCAGAUCCUUGUAUCAGAAGUCCAGGAUCCUUCCAGUGCUGUGCUAGGAAUCCUAAUCAUCCUCAAUGUACUACAACUACCACAGAAAGACCGGAUCCAUGCAUCAGGAGUCCAGGAUCCUUCCAGUGCUGUGCUAGGAAUCCUAAUCAUCCUCAAUGUACUACAACUACCACAGAAAGACCAGAUCCUUGCAUCAGGAGUCCAGGAUCCUUCCAGUGCUGUGCUAGGAAUCCUAAUCAUCCUCAAUGUACUACAACUACCACAGAAAGACCGGAUCCUUGCAUCAGAAGUCCAGGAUCCUUCCAGUGCUGUGCUAGGAAUCCUAAUCAUCCUCAAUGUACUACAACUACUUCAACUACCACAGAAAGACCAGAUCCUUGCAUCAGAAGUCCAGGAUCCUUCCAGUGCUGUGCUAGGAAUCCUAAUCAUCCACAAUGUACUACAACUACUUCAACUACCACAGAAAGACCGAAUCCUUGCAUCAGAAGUCCAGGAUCCUUCCAGUGCUGUGCUAGGAAUCCUAAUCAUCCACAAUGUACUACAACUACCACAGAAAGACCGGAUCCUUGUAUCAGAAGUCCAGGAUCCUUCCAGUGCUGUGCUAGGAAUCCUAAUCAUCCUCAAUGUACUACAACUACCACAGAAAGACCGGAUCCUUGUAUCAGAAGUCCAGGAUCCUUCCAGUGCUGUGCUAGGAAUCCUAAUCAUCCUCAAUGUACUACAACUACCACAGAAAGACCGGAUCCUUGCAUCAGGAGUCCAGGAUCCUUCCAGUGCUGUGCUAGAAAUCCUAAUCAUCCUCAAUGUACUACAACUACUACAACUACCACAGAAAGACCAGAUCCUUGUAUCAGGAGUCCAGGAUCCUUCCAGUGCUGUGCUAGAAAUCCUAAUCAUCCUCAAUGUACUACAACUACUUCAACUACCACAGAAAGACCAGAUCCUUGCAUCAGAAGUCCAGGAUCCUUCCAGUGCUGUGCCAGAAAUCCUAAUCAUCCACAAUGUACUACAACUACUUCAACUACCACAGAAAGACCGAAUCCUUGCAUCAGGAGUCCAGGAUCCUUCCAGUGCUGUGCUAGGAAUCCAAAUCAUCCUCAAUGUACUACAACUACCACAGAAAGACCAGAUCCUUGUAUCAGAAGUCCAGGAUCCUUCCAGUGCUGUGCUAGGAAUCCUAAUCAUCCUCAAUGUACUACAACUACCACAGAAAGACCGGAUCCUUGUAUCAGAAGUCCAGGAUCCUUCCAGUGCUGUGCUAGGAAUCCUAAUCAUCCACAAUGUACUACAACUACUUCAACUACCACAGAAAGACCGGAUCCUUGCAUCAGAAGUCCAGGAUCCUUCCAGUGCUGUGCUAGGAAUCCUAAUCAUCCACAAUGUACUACAACUACUUCAACUACCACAGAAAGACCGGAUCCUUGUAUCAGAAGUCCAGGAUCCUUCCAGUGCUGUGCUAGAAAUCCUAAUCAUCCACAAUGUACUACCACUACCACAGAGAGACCAGAUCCUUGUAUCAGGAACCCAGGGUCUUCUGAAUGUUGUGCUAUACAACCGAAACAUCGAGGGUGUGUCACAGAAGUACCUUGCUCUGGCCCUAGAGAUACGAGACCACACUGUACAACCACAUCACAACCACCAAGUACAACCCAAAACCUGGAAAACCACGCCUUCCACGCCUGGUUAAACCGACCCCCAAGUGGACCUCGUCGUCGACGUCCGCCUUACGGUACCCGACUCAGUCCUGAACUACUGGCGGAGCUACGAAACCAACCCCGACACCGGCGCGACGCGAACCUCCCUCUUCCUCCUCCUCCUCCUGCCAAGACUACGGUCUCCAUCAUGCGAGGUUUCCGUGUUGUGGGGGCUAAUGACCUGACCUUCUCGACUAUAUCUUCGUCUCGGCAGGCUACCUUGCAAGCCGACAGCGUUUGUAUACCUAAGGGCACCUUCACCUUCGGUGUGUUCAUGCUGUCUUCGUUGCUCAUCACUGCAGUCCUGGUGGCUACCGUAACGUGCCUCAGGCUGAGAACUUCGGCGCCCUAUAAAUCCGUGGAGACAGCGAUGCCAUACAGCAGACAGUAAACUACUACUACUACCUACCCUGACCUGACCUCUCUAACCUCCUCCCAAUCCCGGCUGCUGGAUUCAGCCGUGAAUGGGGUGGGCACUUAGUGCCCCCUGGCGACCCCUGCCCGCCUGGCUGUUGCUGGCACUAUCCUGGUGGACUAAGGUCGCCGCCUUUACUUUGCUCUGAACGCGGCAUUUGGACGGCCACCUCCCAGCCCGCUCGAGAACCACUCAUAGCCUCACAACGGCCUCCAUAUUGAGAAUGCAUAAAAACUACUAAUUUUGAUCAUCUUUUGUUUCAGUCGGUCAGCUCAGUCAAUUGUUUGUGUGAUUAUACCUAAUCACUCAAACACAUAAUCACACAUUGUGUUUGUGUGAUUAUAACUACGUGAUAUAUGCUAGUUAGGGCUACUUGUCAGAGUUAAAUUAAUGUAAUUUUGUUUAUGCCGAGAGCUGAACUUCGUAAGUGCUACAGAAGUGUGGUUCAAUCACUUUGCUGCUACAAGAGACACUGUGUGACGCUAUGACAACUUCUAGACUAAAAAGGUUUUCCCGCUUCGUGGAUGUGGUGCCAGGUCCAGGCGACUCCAUGCUCCCUUGUGCAAACAUUGCUAUUUCUGCUUUUGUAAACCUUCUGAAUUAUUAAACUUUGAUGCCAAAUAAAGUGUAUGAUAACCCUUCCAAUUUCACCAUUUGCUAAACAAUUUAAAAAGGAAAACAAAUAUAUAUGAAUAACGUUUGUAACUAUCAACUAAAUGCUAAUGAAAAUGGGACUAUCGACCAAGUAACAAAAUAUAAAAAGCACUGAACAGGAUGUAAAGUACCGUACGUAGUUUAAUAACCAAGAUGGCAUACCAUCAGUAGUAGUAGUAGAACUAAAGAAUCUAAUCAAAUUUCAUCUUAAAUAAUAAUAAUAAUACAUAAAACCAUAUAAAUAUUUUUCUAUGUAAACUUUAUAUUCUAGUAUUUAAAUAGAUGCUUGAAACACGGAGACUAAAUCCUAAAACAUUUCUCUAUGUCAACAG